GAGGUGGGGGAGCGGGGGGGAAGCGGCACAAAGUGAAGCCACAUUGCCAAACUUGCCCGGCGAUUGCAGCAUCGAGCGGCGGCGGCGCCCUGCGUGUGCGGCUCAGCGGCGGGGACCGAGCUCUGCAGCUCCCCUCCCGGGAAGCGGGAGCUGGAGGAAGGACCCGGGCAGACGCCUCUCAUAGCAAUAUCUAUAUUUUUCCAGCCUGGGCUGCCCCUUGCCGGGCGGGGGGCUCCCUCCAGCCGGCGAGAGGGCGAGCGCUGUGCUUAUUUCUUUGCAAGAAGAUCUCUUCAGGCACCCCGAGCGGCGCUCCCCGGCCUUUUGCAAUAUAGAGGGGAAGCAGGCCAUGGUGAACCCCGGCGGCAGCGCGCAGCCGCCCCCGGUCACGGCGGGCUCCCUCUCCUGGAAGAGGUGCGCCGGCUGCGGGGGGAAGAUCGCCGACCGCUUCCUGCUCUACGCCAUGGACAGCUACUGGCACAGCCGCUGCCUCAAGUGCUCCUGCUGCCAGGCCCAGCUGGGGGACAUCGGCACCUCCUGCUACACCAAGAGCGGCAUGAUUCUCUGCAGAAACGACUACAUCAGGUUAUUUGGAAAUAGCGGUGCUUGCAGUGCCUGUGGACAGUCCAUUCCUGCUAGUGAGCUGGUCAUGAGGGCACAGGGCAAUGUCUAUCAUCUUAAGUGUUUUACAUGCUCUACCUGCCGGAAUCGCCUGGUCCCCGGAGAUCGGUUUCACUACAUCAAUGGCAGUUUAUUUUGUGAACAUGAUAGACCUACAGCUCUCAUCAAUGGCCAUUUGAAUUCACUUCAGAGUAAUCCACUACUGCCAGACCAGAAGGUCUGCUAAAAGGUCAGAGUAAUGCAGAAUGCGUGCCUUCAUCUCAAAUUUUGUUCAUCACAGAUGGAUCCCAUGUCUCCAAGUAGACAAGUCACCUUUGUAGCUAGCAUCAAUGCCAGCUCCAUACCAUUGCACCUUCUUUAUUCUUGAUUGCCCUUCCCACAUUUAUUGGUGUAUUAAAAUGACUGAAUAUGAACAUUAAGGACUCCAUGAACCUGGGCUAAUGGGAGACUGUAGAGAAAAUGAAAAAAGAUCCACCGGAGGACAUCUUG
Molecule: messenger RNA, 1107 nt
Organism: Melospiza georgiana
Lineage: Eukaryota; Metazoa; Chordata; Aves; Passeriformes; Passerellidae
Gene: LMO4
Product: LIM domain only 4
Exons: 5
Coding region: 347-844 (165 amino acids)
Source: RefSeq, a predicted model, not a curated record